UAUUCUGAAAAUUUGCUCCCAUCUUUGCUGCCUUAAUCUUGGCUACAAUAUAAAGUAUCCUCGUCGGUCUCCUCUUGUUUCUCGCUGUUUGUUUGUUUGUUUUUUUUGUUUUUUUUUUUUUCAACUCUAAAGUGAAAAUUAAAGAAAAAAAAAAUUUAAAGAUUUGGCUUUACUUUCUGCAAAAUUCACAGUCCGUCAAGGAGAGUAGACCUAGACCCUUUUUUUUUUUAGUGUUUAUUUAUUUAUUUUUGUUAUUACAAACCCUCCUUUAUUGAUGGGGCUGUGUUUCUUCUUUUUCUUUUGCAACAGCCACAACUAAAAUCCUUUCUUUUUAUCUUUAUAAGCCACCCUUUCUUUUUCUUUUCUCUUCUUUCUGGUUCUUUUGUUUGUUCAAGAAAGAAAGGGAAAAAAGGAAAAAAAUCUUCAAGAAAAGAGAGCCAUGUCAGGUUUGUAUAAUCCCAACUUCUCACCUGCAAGAGCUGCUUCUCCUCAGAUUAGAAGCACUCCAGAUGUUGACAGUCAGUAUUUGUCAGAGUUGUUGGCAGAGCAUCAGAAGCUUGGACCAUUCAUACAGGUUCUCCCGAUAUGUAGCCGACUGUUAAAUCAAGAAAUUUUUCGGGUUUCGGGAAUGAUGUCCAACCAAGGAUUUGGCGAUUUGGACAGACUGCGGCAUAGAAGCCCCAGUCCUAUGGCUUCAUCAAACCUUAUUUCCAGUGUUGCUGGAACAGGUUUAGGCAGCUGGAAUGGUCUUCCACACGAGAGAUUGAGUGGGCUCCCUGGAAUGACAAUGGACUGGCAAGGUGCACCUGCAAGCCCUAGUUCAUACACUGUGAAAAGAAUUUUGCGCCUGGAAAUUCCAGUAGAUACUUAUCCAAAUUUCAAUUUUGUUGGGCGACUUUUGGGCCCUAGAGGCAAUUCACUGAAACGGGUGGAAGUUACGACGGGCUGCCGUGUAUAUAUUAGAGGGAAAGGAUCAAUAAAGGACCCAGACAAGGAAGAGAAGUUAAGGGGAAGACCUGGAUAUGAGCACCUGAAUGAUCCUCUUCACAUCUUAAUUGAAGCUGAUUUGCCUGCCAAUAUUGUUGAUAUGAGGCUGAGACAGGCACAAGAAAUUAUAGAAGAACUGCUCAAACCUGUGGAUGAAUCACAAGAUUUCAUCAAGAGGCAGCAGUUGCGGGAACUGGCGUUGCUUAAUUCAAGUUAUAGAGAAGAGUCUCCUGGUCCAAGCGGUAGUGUCUCUCCUUUCAAUACAAGUGGAAUGAAACGCGCAAAAACAGGACGCUGAGAGAUUAUUCCUACUCCUGUAUGUAUUGACAUUCAUCCUGCAGCAGAAUUUCAUGGCUGAGUAUAGCUUCCAAUACAUCUCAAUCAAAUCAGCACAGCUACAAAGAAUAGGCUAACAGUUAUUGCUGGUGAGCUUUCUGGUGGGGGGUUUCCUUUAUUUUGUUUAUUUUUUUUUUCUCCCAAGAUAAAAAAAGACAAAAAUGGAAAACAUUAAAAAAAAAAAAAAGAAUUAUGUAGCUGGUUCUUGAGUUUAGGCUUGCUGAGGUCAGUUAUUUUUUCAUGUAAACUUUAAUAUAUUCAUUGGAUUGAUUCUUGUGGUGGAAACUUUGAGUGUGAAAUAUGUGAAAGUGGGAAGAAGGGGGAAGAUGUUAAAGACAAUUGAGUCCUGACUUUUGUAGUUGUCUUUAUUUUUCAUAGUGUGAUAAGAAAAAAGUAUUCAUAGUUAAAA
Molecule: messenger RNA, 1732 nt
Organism: Hevea brasiliensis (rubber tree)
Lineage: Eukaryota; Viridiplantae; Streptophyta; Magnoliopsida; Malpighiales; Euphorbiaceae
Product: KH domain-containing protein At2g38610
Exons: 7
Coding region: 440-1285 (281 amino acids)
Biological process (GO): regulation of mRNA splicing, via spliceosome
Cellular component (GO): nucleus
Molecular function (GO): mRNA binding
Source: RefSeq, a predicted model, not a curated record